Molecule: messenger RNA, 2286 nt
Organism: Galleria mellonella (greater wax moth)
Lineage: Eukaryota; Metazoa; Arthropoda; Insecta; Lepidoptera; Pyralidae
Exons: 2
Coding region: 158-2029 (623 amino acids)
Molecular function (GO): protein dimerization activity; DNA binding
Source: RefSeq, a predicted model, not a curated record
CGACGACAAUCACUGUCAAACGUGUUCACUAUUACUCUGACUCUGGUAACGUGACUUCCUGGUAACGUGUUAGGUAGGAAAAGCAGUAAAAAAGUGCAUAUUAAGGGAGCAGAUUUGAAAUAAUAUUUAUACUUAACAAGAAAUAAUUAAAGGUUCAAUGGGGAGACCUAAAGAUUUACGCAUAUGGGAGCACUACCGUACUUUACCAAACAAGUCUGUUUCUUGCAAGCUUUGUAAUAAGGUCUACAAAUUCAGUAAUGCUGCCAAAAUGCUUCAACAUCUUAUCACUUGUCCAAAAUCUCCAGAAACAUUAAAAGACUCUAUGAAACUUAUAAAAGAUAGCUCGUCCAAAACCAAAAUGUCUGGACUGUCAGAGAUAGAGACAAAUGAUUCUUUUAUAAGCCCCUCGUCGUCUGCUAACACUACAAUAAAUGCUGAGUUUCAAGACACCGAUGAUCAUAUAAAAACAGAAUUAGCGAGAGCUAUAUUUGUAACAGGGACGCCAUUAUCGAUGGUGCAACAUCCUUUAUGGAUACAAUUUUUCGAAAAAUUGCAACCAAAAUUUAAAAUACCUUCACGUAAAGCUUUAGCGACAAAAUACUUAGAUAAAAUAUAUAGAGAAAUGCGUUUUGAGUUAAAUGAGGAACUAAAUGCUUGUAGUUACUUACACCUUCAGUGCGAUGGCUGGUCUAAUUUAAGAAAUGAAGGAAUAAUAAACUUUCUUAUAUCAAAACCUCAACCUGCAUACGUUAAAAGUUUGAAUACAGAAAGUAAUCCUCACACUAGUGAAUACCUUAGCCAAGAAGUUGAAAAAGUAAUGAAAGUGUAUGGAGCAAAUAAGUUUCUUGUACUUAUUGGCGAUAACGCUAGAAAUAUACAAAAGGCAUUCGAAUUAACAAAACUCAAAUAUCCACAUGUUGUUCCUCUCGGUUGCUGUGCACAUAUCCUUAACUUGUUGUGCCAAGAUAUUGUAAAGAUACAAGAAGUAACUGUGUUUAUUAUGCAAGCCAUAAAUAUAAUAAAAACUGUUAAAAGGAGUCAACGAUUAAGUUCCUUGUUGAUAAAAUCAAGGCAGGGUGAAGAUUCUACACAAACACUAAAAUUGCCUUGUGCUACAAGAUGGGGAAGUCAUGUUACUUCGUUAAAAAGUUUGAAAGCAAAUAAGAUAGCUUUGCAAAUAUUAACAGUUAGAGAAGAUGUGGUAAUUUCAAGAGAUAUUAAAGAUUUAAUUCUAAGUGAUGAUUUCUGGACGAAGACAGGGGAAUGUAUAAGUAUUUUGGAACCAGUCACUGAAAGCAUAUUUUACUUAGAGAGCGACCAGAAUCGUUUGCAUCGCACAUACAUUACAUUUAGAGAUGUACAAGCUAAGAUACGUUUUGCAUUAAAUGAGAUUUCGACAUUGAGCGAAGAAAGCAAACAGCAGAUUCUAACAUCAGUAUCUUCAAGAUGCAAUAUGGCAAUGAGGCCAAUACAUUUUGCAGCAUAUAUUCUAGACCCCAGGACUCUAGGAGUCGAACUUACUCAAGAGGAAGAACUUAAGGGUAUGGAGUUUAUCUACAAUUUAAGCCAACACUUAAGUUUGUCAAAUGUAAUGGCAGAUUUGGCGUGUUAUAAAGCUAAAGAAAACUUUUGGGCCAGAGGAUUUGUAUGGAGCUCAUUAGAUAGCAUUGAGCCCCUAAUAUGGUGGAAAGGUAUUUGUGGUUCCACUGAGUUAAGCAAAGUAGCGAUUCGUAUUCUAUCAGCUCCCUGUACUUCGGCAGCCACUGAGCGUUCCUUUAGUAUCCAAGGCUACAUACAUAAUAACAAAAGAAAUCGACUUACAACUGAAAGAACUGAAAAAAUUUCAUUCAUUUGUUAUAACUGGAAUCUUAAACAUAAAGCUGAAUGCGAGGACAUUCAGUUUAAUGAAGAAAAUACCUUAGAAGCUUUCAUUGAGCAAGUAAAUGAACAUAACAGUUUAGACGAAAUAGAGCCUAUCGAACCUAUACAAUUCAUCGCUUGUAAUAACUCUGAAUCUGACAGUGAUUGACUGUAGUUUUACAUUUUACUUUCAUCUCUUUCUUAAUAAACUCAAAAUCAAAUUAAAAGUUUUUUAUUCUGUAGGCUGCAUAAUAAUAUUGUCUAUGUCCAGUAUAGUGGACGUCUUGCGGCUGAGAUGACGAUGAUGAAGUACAAAAUCAUAAACACCCAAAAAUUUGGGUGUUUAUGGGGUUUAAACCCAAUAAACCCAAAACACCCGGUUUUUACCCACCAGACUUUAAACCCACCCAGGUGGAUUGCCCAUCU